UAAGUAUACAAUUUUCUAGGAACUGUAUACCAAAUGACUAAUGUCUCAAAGUUCUUAUUGCGUGUUAAAAAAUAAAUAGUUCUUUUUUCAUUUUAGAUUACUCCUAUUUAUAGAAUAUUAUGGAGGAAAGAAAUGUAAGUCUACAAUUGAAACUUACGUUGUGGAAAUGUUGGAAAAGUAGAUGGCACAAUUAUGUGUACACUUUAUUAACAAUAUGUCUUCCAAUAUUGUUGUAUUCUUUUGUUGCCUGGUAUUACACAAAAGGUGGAGUAAUUUAUGUCAGACAAGAAAAUCCUACAUAUGGUAUACAAGUAUCAGAAGAACAAAUUGAAGAUAGUUUGUAUGGUUACAAGUAUUCCUAUGCCCCAUCAAAUGAAUACACAAAUAAAAUCAUCCGGAUGCUCCAGUUGGAGUAUCAAUAUCCAAAUAAUGUUAUUAAUAAUUUUGAAACGGAAGAAGAAAUGAUAACAUUUCAUAAACAGCAUACGGAUGUUGAUAAUAUUUUAAUCUACUUUCAAAACACAACAAAUUCUGUUCCCAAAACAAUGAAAUACAAAAUAAGGCAAGAAACAAUUUCAAAGUCCUUGCAGAAUUUGUAUUAUGAUUUGCCAGGACCUGGAGCAAGUAUGGAAGUUUAUAGAAGUUUUGUUACACUUCAAAUGCAUCUAAAUAAAUAUUAUCUGGAACUACUAAAUAUAUCUGAUAAUAAUAUUGAGUUUACAAUGGAAGAAUUUCCAUUUCCACCUUAUGUCGAUGAUAAAUCUAACAAUUUAAUAUUUACAUUGCUGUUUCCAAUGUUGACAUGCUUAACUUUUUCAUUUGUUGGUCCAUAUAUUGUUAUACAAAUGAUAGAUGAAAGACAAAGUGGCAUUAAGGAAUAUAUGAAGAUGAUGGGAUUAUCUCCAAUAGUAAUGUGGAUCUCUUGGUUUUUGGAUAAUAUCUUAAUUAUUAUGAUACCAAUAAUAUCUAUAGUCUGUAUUCUAACAAUUCCAAACAAUUCAAUAUUGUCAUCUUGUAAUCCUAUCAUUUACUUCUUGUUUCUGAUAUUGUAUAAUUCAUCAAACAUAUCUGUUUGCUAUAUAAUUGCAGCAUUGUGUAAAAAUGGAUCAUUGGCUUUAAUUUUACAAAUAUUAUUCAAUGUAUUUACAUUAAUUCUGUGUUUAUUUUGCUAUAUGAAUGUAUUUAUGAGCAACUUCACAAGAUAUCUAAUUUGCUUUAUACCAAAUGGUUCAUUGAUCUUUGGAUAUUAUACAAUUAAAGAUCACUUAGUAAUGGAUAAUGAAGUGACAUUUUCUAACUUAUUUUCAACUUACAAUGGCCACACCGAAAGUCUGGGGGGAAUCAUGUUAAUACUUUUGUUUACAACAAUAUUGUUAAUAUCAUUAGCGUGUUACAUUGAUGCUAUAAGUCCCGGUAAAUACGGGAUUCCUAAACGCUGGUAUUAUCCGUUUUAUUCAUCAGUCAAUGCACUACGUCGAUAUAUACUGAACGGUAAUGAAGUAGGUAUCAAAACGUACAAUAUUCAGGAGGAGAGUGGUCUUUGCUCAGAUAUGUGUACGGUAAAAAUGACAGAACUAACAGAAAAGUGUAAUUUGAAAAUUUGCAUUGAGAUAAAAGAUCUCACAAAAACGUAUGGAAACAGAAAAGCCGUAGACUCACUUAAUAUGAACAUAUAUAAGGGUGAAAUUAUGGCUUUGCUUGGACCGAACGGUGCCGGAAAAACAACAACUAUGUCAAUUAUAACCGGAUUGAUAAAUCAAACUAGAGGAUCAGUAACUAUAGAAGGACUCGAUUUACAUAGGGACUUGGACAAAAUCCGUACAUUACUUGGUAUUUGUCCACAGGAUGAUCUAUUCUUUCGGUCACUCACCGUGCGAGAACAUUUAUUGUUUAUAGCGAAAAUGAAUCAACUGAAAAAUGCUGAUGCGAAAGUUGAUGAAAUGUUGGAGAAGUUGUCGCUGAUGAAACACUCCAAUCAUUUCCCAAAUAAUAUCUCCGGUGGUAUGAAGAGAAGGUUGUGCUUUGGCAUGGCGCUGGUAGCUGAUCCAAAGAUUGUAAUUUUGGACGAACCCACCUCUGGUUUGGACCCCAUAUCGCGAAGAAAUAUGUGGAAUGUUUUAAGUGAAUGGCGUAGAUCACAUUCUGAGCCCAGAACCGUUCUUCUGAGCACACAUCAGAUAGAGGAGGCUGAAGAACUUGCUAAUCGUAUUACCAUAUUGAACCAAGGUACACUGGCCGUUCAGGGGACCAUGAAUUACCUUAGGCAUACUCACUUAUCUGGAUGUCAUUUAGAUAUUGUGUAUAAAGAGAAUGAUGAUGAGCUUACCAAGAACAAAGUGAAUGAAAUAAUCGCUAAUAGUGAUCCCAGGAUCGAUAAGAAUAAAUUAAAUGGAGAACAUUUUGAACUAACUCUAACAGAUAAACCAGAAAUAUUGGAAUUGCUGAAGCAAUUAGAGAAAUUGGAUGGAAUCAAGGAUAUCACUGUAAAUAAUAAAAGUUUGGAAGAAUUAUUUUUCAACUUAAUACAAAAUACGGAAGAAACGACUACGAAAUUAGAAUUUCCACCAGUAAACGAUAACAAUGAUAUCGAGGAACCGUUAAGAAAAUAUACUGGUUGUAAAUUGUACCAGUGGAAAUCCAUAUUUAAACUGCGACUUGUCACAUUAAGAAACACCAUCCAAAGCUACAUUAUAUUUGCUUUACCGGCAAUCACCUUAUUAAUUAUUGGCUUAUUGCUGGGCAGACCUUCGAUUCUUAAAUACGCAUCUAAGCACCAAUUCAUUGAAAUGAGUUUAGAAGAGUACGGACCGACAACAGUAUUUUUUAGCGGUCAAAGGAAUAACUCAAUAGUAAAUAGAAUUAUGAAUGAAUACAAGCAUCUUGUUGCAGAACAAAAGUCGAUAGCUAUAGAGGUUCCAUCAGCAAAAGAUGCGUUACUGGAAUUUGGGACGCGUAACUUUAUGGAAUAUUCAAAAAAAGCCAUCGCGGCUGCAGAUUUUAUUACAGACAGCGAAGGUCGGAUUAAAGUAAAUGUACUUUACUCAGAAUUGGCAGUCCAUGCACCACCGAUUGCAUUAAAUUUAGCCUGGAAUUCUGUUUUGAAAGCGUAUACGAAUAAUAACUAUAGCAUCGAUGUUACAUCGCAACCAAUGCGCCUAUCAUAUUUUGAAACUAAUAUUGUGAUGUCGUAUAUUGUCGUUACAUCCUUGUUCUUAGGAUUUUCAAUUUUCAUAACGUAUUUCGUUGGAUUUCCUUUGGUGGAUAGAGAAAGUGGAAUUAAGCAUUUAGAACUGAUGACCGGCGUUCAUAUAUAUUUUUAUUGGAUUAUUAACUACGUAUUUGAUUUUAUUUUAUACCUAUUAACAUUAUUUAUAUUCGCUGUAGUUUAUAUAUUAUGCUACAAUCCGGUAUACACGUUCCACGAACUGGGUGGAUUUGCUUACUAUAGCAUUAUAUUUGGCAUUGUUGGUAUUAUGUUUUCGUAUCUCCUCAGCAAUAUUUCCUCUAAAUCUAUAGCGUAUAGCGUAUCCAUUAGCAACAACAUUAUCAUAGCAAUGUUAUGCAUUGUUUUUGUUUAUGUUUUGAAAUUCUUUUAUCCAUCGUUGGGACAGACUCUGGACAUAGCAUCAUUAGCAAUACCUAUGUAUUGGUACAUAAACAAGGUGUGGAAUUAUACAAACAAGGUGGUAUGGAAUUGGGAAUGGAACAAUAUGUCUGAUGUAUCCAAAAUCAAAUAUUGCAGAGUGCAGACAAAUCCAUGUUGCUUGUCUAGCGUAGCGGCUCAUGAUUUAAGUGAGGAAUGCCAGAAUUUCAUGAAUAUAAUUAUUAUAAACAGUAUCGACUUCGUUUAUAUCGUUGCCACCAUCUUAAUCUACUUAGGUUUAAUUGCAUUUUUCGAUAAAAGCUACAUAAAACGAAUAAAAAAGGAAACUCUCAAUGAAUCUACAGGUAAUUUAGCGUCUGCAAUAAAAUGCAGAAAUAUUAACAAGAGUUAUGGAAAAUCAACGGUUUUGAAUAAUCUGCAAUUUACACUUCCAAAUAAUACGUAUUGCGGUUUAUUGGCUCCCAAUGGGUCUGGAAAAACCACCACGUUUGAAAUGCUUGCCAGAAAGCAGAUAGAUAUGAACAACGGUAGCAUUUCCAUCAAUGGCAUUGAAUAUCAAGACAUUUACAAUUACAUGAAAAACAUUGGGUAUUGUCCGCAGUAUAAUGCACUGAACUUGGAUUUAACUGCUAAACAAAUGUUGGAUAUUUUUGCCGAAUUGCGUGAAUGCAAGGAUCGCGAAAAGGUAGUGGAUAAUUGCAUCAAGCUUGUAGAUUUAUCCGAAUUCAAAAGUAUCAAAUGCGGAGAGUACAGUGGAGGGAACAAGAGGAAGUUGUGCAUAGCUUUAGCUAUCAUCGGUUCCCCAAGCCUUAUGCUAUUAGAUGAACCGACGACUGGCAUAGAUCCCGUUUCAAGAAGAACAAUUUGGAAUGCUCUUAAGGAAAAAAAAUAUAAUUCACAUAGUUCUAUGCUUCUAAGCAGUCAUAGUAUGGCAGAAUGUGAAUUUCUUUGUGACAGUCUGGCGUUCAUGAAAGAUGGGAGCAUACAAAAACCAGAGAAAAUAGCAUCGCUGAUAUCAAAAUACGGAGCCGAUUACGUCGUUAAUAUGAAGUUAAAUGAUAAUUGCAACGAUGUCGAUGAGGUGGAUGGUAAUUCCUCUAGCAGAAACUACAGUAAAAUUGAUGUUAUAGAACGAUUCAAAGAAUUAUUCAAAGAUUCCAUUCGCAAAUUGAAAGAUGAUAGCGCCUCGAACCUAUCGUAUUAUAUCAUAAAAGAUAAAAUAAAACUGACCAAGGUUUUCGAACAUAUGGAGAAGAUGAAGGCCUAUAUAUCGAAUUACGAAAUAAGAACGGCAAAUCUCGAGGAAUCGUUUGUAAUGUUUUCUAAUGAUAGUAAUGAUAAGACAAACUAACCAAAGUAUUAAUGUGAAGGCUUAAUAUUUUCUCGCAGGUGGAGAUGGUCAUAUACCAGGUUUAUAUCUGGUCAAAGAUCUUGAAAUAUGUAAGACAAAACAAAUGAGAAUAGUACGCUUUAUGCUUACAAAAUU
This is a messenger RNA of Nicrophorus vespilloides, 5090 nucleotides long. RefSeq names its product ATP-binding cassette sub-family A member 2-like. The coding region runs from base 120 to 4955 and encodes 1611 amino acids. Gene Ontology annotation, cellular component: intracellular membrane-bounded organelle; membrane. Gene Ontology annotation, molecular function: ATP hydrolysis activity; lipid carrier activity; ATP binding. Gene Ontology annotation, biological process: lipid transport; transmembrane transport. The transcript has 22 exons. NCBI's taxonomy places the organism in Eukaryota, Metazoa, Arthropoda, Insecta, Coleoptera, Silphidae. The record is from RefSeq and is a predicted model, not a curated record.